This is a messenger RNA of Morus notabilis, 1455 nucleotides long. RefSeq names its product patatin-like protein 3. The record is from RefSeq and is a predicted model, not a curated record. Bases 93 to 1286 code for a protein of 397 amino acids. Gene Ontology annotation, molecular function: glycerophospholipase activity; monoacylglycerol lipase activity. NCBI's taxonomy places the organism in Eukaryota, Viridiplantae, Streptophyta, Magnoliopsida, Rosales, Moraceae. Gene Ontology annotation, biological process: lipid metabolic process. The transcript has 7 exons.
CUUCCACCACAAAGCAAUACAAACGCUUGCUUACAUUAUAAUACAAGCCUUUUCCUUUUCUUUUUCCCAACUUUCCACAAACACUAGUUUCAAUGGCCGAGAGAAUUCAACCUCCCAAAAAGGGAAACCUUAUCACCAUCCUCAGCAUAGAUGGAGGAGGAAUUAGAGGAAUCAUCCCGGGGGUUCUUCUUGAGUACCUUGAAUCUCAACUUCAAGAACUAGAUGGGAAAGAUGUGAGGCUUGCUGAUUACUUUGACGUGAUUACUGGGACUAGCACGGGUGGUCUUAUUACGGCCAUGUUAACGGCGCCCAACAAAGAUAACCGGCCUUUAUAUGCUGCCAAUGGCAUUGUCCCUUUUUACCUUGAGCAUUGCCCCAAAAUUUUCCCACAAGCAAGUGGGUUUUUCGGCUCCAUUUUGGGCUCGAUAGAAAAUGCUGUUGGACCGAAAUACAACGGAAAGUAUCUUCACAGCCUAAUCAAUGGUCUAUUGGGAACUACAAGGUUGCAUGAGACCUUGACAAACAUUGUUAUUCCUACUUUCGACAUCAAGAAGCUGGAGCCUACACUAUUUUCCUCUUUCAUUGUCCCACCAGCCUCAGCAUUAGAUGCUCAUUUGACGGACAUCAGUAUAGCCACCUCGGCAGCCCCGACAUACCUUCCUUCUCAUUAUUUCACAAACCAAGACAAGAGUGGAAAAACGCACGAGUUCAACCUCAUCGAUGGUGGUGUUACUGCUAAUAAUCCGUCUUUUAUUGCUCUGAGCGAAGUCACCAAACAAGUUACUAAAAAGAACCCAGAUUUCAAGCCUGGGCCAGUGGACUACACUAAAGUUUUGGUGAUCUCACUUGGAACGGGUUCAAACAAGACUCAACAGAAAUACAAUGCAAAAUUGUCUGCCUCUUGGGGGCCUAUCUCCUGGAUUUACUAUAAUGGUUCGUCUCCUAUCAUUGAUGCAUUCUCGGAAUCAUGCGUGGACACGGUUAAUUACUACAACUGUGUGUUUUUCGAUGCCGCGGGAUGUGAAAGUAACUAUUUUAGAAUCGAUGAUGACACACUACAAGGAGAUCUUGCUUCGGUGGACAUAGCUACCACAAAGAACUUGAACAAUCUUGUGGAAUCGGGCAAGAAGCUGCUCAAGAAAACUGUUACUCGCAUCAACUUGGCCACGGGUCUCUACGAACCCAUUCCAAAUGGUCCCUCCAACCAGGAAGAACUCAAAAGAUUUGCGAAGCUACUUUCUGAUGAAAGGAGGCUCCGACUGGCCAAUGCCAAAGCCACUGCGUAGUUAUUUUCAGCUGCAUCGUCUCAAAUCCAUCGAGUGCUAAUAAAUAAUGAAAUAAGCUUAGCUUGAUAUAAUUAAAUAAGUCACGGUAAUAUGCCGUGUGUUCUAUCAAUAAUUUGUAUUUUCUUUUAUGUUCGACCUGUGUAAUUGUGUUAUUGAAUUUGUUUCUCUU